AUGAAAUUUGAUGGCCUUUCAACUUCUGGCAAUGACAUCAGGUACCUCGAGGAGACCCCGGAAGACCCCGACGAAAUCAUCUUGGCCGUGGCGGACCAGAACUCCGAAGCAUUCGCAGCAUCUCCGCUCCUCGAAUACACUUUCAACGACAUUUCCCUGCUCCUGUCGGCCUUGAACGCCCUCAUCACCGCCAGUCCGACCGACUUCAAAGCGAGAAGGGGGGAGGCGCUGUUCCCCAAGCUCGUCGCGAACCUCAGCCCGCGGAUCCCGCUUCCCUGGGGAUCCCCGCCGCCUCAUGAAACAUUACCUCAAGGAAGUACCCAGCCAGCUAGUGGGGAAAAAAAGGCAUCUGGCCUUAAGAGCAUGAGAGCAAUCCAAGCAAAGCAAUACGCGCCGCUGCCGGUCGAACUCAACCUGAUGCCGAUGAACGUCGGUGACGCAUAUCUCGGGAAAAUGGGUUCAGGCUUCAUGUCCGCGAAUGCAACCGCAGAUUUCAAGACGUCGAUGGCGUUCAUGACGGCCAUGCGAAACCUCUCGAUGGACAUGCUCUUCAGAAUCACCAAUUCCUGGAAUGAACUCGUCGUGGACUGCACUUACCAAGGACAAAACUGCACCGAAGAGAAGUAUUUCGCCCCCACGGUGAACGCCAUGUACGGCGUCUGCUACAUGUUCAACACCGAGUUCAACACGAAAGACGAAAUGGCCGGGAAGCGGAUCUCGGGCCUCACGGGAAGCUCCUACGGGCUGUCACUUCAACUGUACCUGGACCAAGACGAUUACAUGUCGAACGUUGUCUCGGAGAGCGCCGGAAUCCGAUUGGCCGUCCACGCCAACAACGAACUCCCGAGCCCCGACGAGCAGGGACUCUACCUCCAACCGAACACUCACACGUCGGUUGCGCUACAGGCGGUGAGGAUGCUUGUGAUUGGAGGAUGGAUGCGAUCGAAGGAUGAGUGUGAUUGGAGGGCUGGGAGGGUGUGGCGUGUCAUGCAGGUGCAGAUCUAUCGGCUGCCGGAGCCGUACCAGCCCAGUUGCUUCUCUUCGUGGAAUGAGACGGACUACGUUCCGCGUUAUCCGUUCAACAGGGAGAUUCCGAUCGGAUACAAUGUGGUGCGUGACAAUGCGGAGAACGAUCCUCAACAGCUAUGGGUACCUGAUACCCAGCUCGUGCUAAAGAACAUGAGGGAUGGAGGAGUUACGAAGCAGUCAUAG
Messenger RNA from Darwinula stevensoni, 1212 nucleotides. NCBI's taxonomy places the organism in Eukaryota, Metazoa, Arthropoda, Ostracoda, Podocopida, Darwinulidae. The record is from the annotation of a GenBank genome assembly.